CCCAACUAUGGCUAUCCAAUCACUGAUAGCCACCGUUAGAGCCAGCACCAACUCUGCACUCUUGUCUUGUCUGACUUGCCUCUUCUUAACACUCCCUUUGUCUCUCUUACUAUCAAAGGAUUGGAAAUGGCGGAGAGCGGCUGCGUCACCUGCGGUAGCACUGACCAGAAGAUGAUCUCAGCCGACGAAGCUCUUCAAAUUGUGCUUAGUGUUGCCCAGCAACUGCCAUCUGUCACCGUCCCACUUCACCAAGCUCUCGGAAAAGUUUUGGCUCAAGAUAUCCGUGCUCCUGACCCUUUGCCUCCUUAUCCAGCUUCAAUCAAGGAUGGUUAUGCAGUGGUUGCUUCGGAUGGCCCUGGUGAGUAUCCUGUAAUAACUGAAUCAAGAGCUGGAAAUGAUGGGGUUGGUGUCACAGUGACUCCUGGAACCGUUGCAUAUGUGACAACUGGAGGACCAAUACCUGAUGGUGCUGAUGCAGUUGUCCAAGUUGAGGACACUGAACAGGUUAAAGCUUCUUCAGUUGAAUCAAAACGUGUAAGGAUAUUGGUGCAAACUAGAAAAGGUGUUGAUAUUCGUCCAGUGGGAUGUGACAUUCAGAAAGACGCACUGGUUUUAAAAUCUGGAGAAAGAAUAGGUGCUUCAGAAGUGGGACUACUAGCUACAGUGGGUGUUACAAUGGUGAAGGUGCAACCUACGCCAACAAUUGCUGUACUUUCUACUGGAGAUGAACUUGUAGAGCCCACAACGGGGUCCCUAAGUCGUGGCCAGAUUAGGGAUUCCAACUGUGCUAUGUUAUUGGCAGCUGCAACACAGCAACAAUGCACAGUGCUUGACCUUGGUAUCGUUGGAGAUGACAAAGAAGAACUUGAGAGGGUCUUGGAUAGUGCUUUUUCUUCAGGGAUUAACAUUCUUUUGACUUCUGGAGGUGUUUCCAUGGGAGAUAAGGAUUUUGUUAGGCCACUGCUUGAAAAGAAAGGGACAGCACACUUCAACAAGGUUUGCAUGAAACCUGGGAAACCAUUGACAUUUGCAGAGAUAUAUUUCAAUCAGACAGAGAAUGUACCAGUAAACAAAGUUCUUGCAUUUGGUUUACCUGGAAAUCCAGUUAGCUGUCUAGUUUGUUUCCAUCUCUUUGUGGUUCCCGCCAUACGCCACCUAGCAGGAUGGGCAAAUCCACAUCUUACGAGAGUUCAAGCUCGACUUCAACAACCAAUAAAGACAGAUCCUGUCCGGCCAGAAUUUCAUCAUGCCACUAUCAGAUGGGAGAUUAAUGAUGGUUCCGGCAAUCCUGGAUUUGUUGCUGAGAGCACUGGUCAUCAAAUGAGUAGUCGGCUUUUGAGUAUGAAGUCAGCUAAUGCUUUGCUGGAGUUGCCAGCAACAGGGAGAGUUAUUAGUGCUGGAAGUUCUAUCUCAGCCACUAUAAUUUCUGACUUAAGUGAUUUAGGUGGUACUACAUUGAGAAAGGCUGCUUUGUCAUCAGAUUCAAGUUCAACUACUGCACUGCAUAAAAGUACAUUGAGUGAAAUGACAGCAGAUGGAGCUCAGGAUGUUCAGUUCAAAGUAGCUAUUCUUACAGUGAGUGAUACUGUUGCAUCAGGCGGAGGGCCCGAUCGAAGUGGGCCUAGGGCAGUGUCUGUUGUGAAUUCCUCAUCUGAAAAGUUAGGAGGAGCAAAGGUAGUCUCAACAGCUGUGGUUUCGGAUGAUGUGGGAAAGAUCAAGGACGUUUUGCAGAGAUGGAGUGAUAUUGACAAAAUGGAUCUUAUCCUUACACUUGGUGGCACUGGCUUCACCCCAGGAGAUGUGACCCCAGAAGCAACCAAAGAGUUAAUUGAAAAAGAAACACCUGGUCUUCUGUAUGUGAUGAUGCAAGAGAGUUUAAAGGUCAGGCUCAGCCUCAAGUCCACUCUUAUAUCAAUUCAAUCAAGCUAAACCAGCUCAUAUAAACCUAUAUAGCAACAUCGAAAAGAAUAUGUGGUAGAUCUAGCUGAAAAACCGAAAUACUUAUACCCAUUUCAUAUGAGAAAACAUUGUACACAUUGAAUCAUGCAAAUCUAGCUAAUAAAAAGAAGGCCACUACAAAUAUGGUGAGAGAUGAAGGCUCAUGGAAUGGAAACUUCCUUGGCAUGUGUCCAAGCCAGCAUAACCAUUUGGAAGGCUUGCAGGCUUAAGAGGAUAUGCCAGUUCUUGGACAGCUUUAUUAGCAAGUUGCUGAUAUGGGGUUGGUGGGUUGCCCUAUAAUAUUUUAUGAUAAUUUGUCAACUUUCUAGCUAUGGCAUUAUUUAUUGUACAAUAAUUCCAUAUAUGAUUUGUUGUUUCUUAAGUAUCCUAUUUAGUUGGCUGCAGUUUAUCUCUUAGAGGCUUCAUGAAAGGCUUAAUAUUCAUACGGCAUUUAUAUUUUCUCUGUGACAUGCAAUGAUGGGAUGGAGAUUGUCUGUGCAUUUCUCUGCUUGUUGUCAGUUAUCAGUUUCUGGGGUAUGUUUAAAGAAAUUAACAAUAAAAACUGUUAUGGGGUAGGGCUGCCUCUUUCCUUAUAAGAUUACAUGCUAAAUUUUUUCCCAUCAUAUACUGAAAAUGGUUGGUUCAGUCAAAUUUUCAUUCUGAGGAAGCAUAUUAUUACAUAUAUUUUUAUCUCUCUAUAUACAUACAUUCAUUAUACACAAUGUCAUACGACAUUCAUUGUUUAGUCUUUAUUAGAAUUUCACCUGUAAACUGACCUCUUCUAUCAGUUAUGAUGAUGAAACAUUUUUAACCCAUUUUCCUGAUGG
Messenger RNA from Theobroma umbraticum, 2765 nucleotides. It is a transcript of the gene B73, whose product is annotated as molybdopterin biosynthesis CNX1 protein / molybdenum cofactor biosynthesis enzyme CNX1 (CNX1). The record is from RefSeq and is a predicted model, not a curated record. Gene Ontology annotation, molecular function: molybdopterin molybdotransferase activity. Gene Ontology annotation, cellular component: cytosol; cytoplasm. Gene Ontology annotation, biological process: Mo-molybdopterin cofactor biosynthetic process. Lineage: Eukaryota; Viridiplantae; Streptophyta; Magnoliopsida; Malvales; Malvaceae.